Molecule: messenger RNA, 2982 nt
Organism: Stylonychia lemnae
Lineage: Eukaryota; Ciliophora; Spirotrichea; Sporadotrichida; Oxytrichidae
Source: the annotation of a GenBank genome assembly
AUGUAGUUCAGAGACAAAUCAAAAGAGAGAAGCAUAAAUUCAAGCUUAUCAAAUAGAUCAAAUAAGGUUAAAAUGUAUCAUGAAAUAAAUAAUACCAGUGCAGCUAGUAAAUUGUUAAAAGAUCAUUAACCAAAAUUAUCAAAAUUGAAUAUGUCUAUGAAGAAAAAAAUUAGUAGUAGAACAAACUAGGAGGAACUUCAAUCUGGUAGAAAUCUUUAGCAUAUGAAAAUUAUUGAAGAAAAUUCUUACACUAAUAUAGAUCUGGAUCAAUCAAGAGGUAGCAUAAAAAUGAAUAGCAGCAAAAUCAAGAAUUUGCCAAAUUUAAAUUUAAACGAGAGAUCCCGAGAAUAAAGGCUGGUGAUUGACACUUCAAAUAACCUUUCAUCUAAAAACUAAAAUACAACAGAAAAAUCUCCAUUACUCAAUAGCAAGCAAAAUUCAAAUCAACCACCUGUGUCUUAUAAAAAAAUGCUUGAGGAGUUUGGCAAUGAAAACUUUUAACUUAAAUUAUAAAUGAAGAAUAUGAUUGAGGAUUAGAACAGAAAGACAAAAAAAAUUGAUUAGUUAAAGAUUAAGACUGCCUAAGCAUAGAGUGAUAAAAUCGAAUUAAUGAGAGAUUUGGCAACAUAUGACUCAAACUUCUGCGAAAAUAGUGGGAUUAGAUCUACACUCCUAUAGAUACAUAAAAGAGUUGAACUAGUAAGGACAAAGUUUAAAAAUGAGAUCAUUAAGGAUUCGAAAAAGAAUCAAAGCUGGCUCGAUGAUAAAAGUAAAACAAUAAUAUUUGAUCAUUUAACUGAACUAUGUCUACUAAAAAGAGAAAGAGGUAGUAUGGCUGAAAUAAGUGGGAUGGAUAUAUUUGUAAAGGCAAAUACUAAAUUGAAUUCAAGAGGUGGAUUCAGCCAGAUUAUGGCAAGCAAAGCUAAGAAAAUGCAAGUAGUGCAAAAUGAUAACUAUGAAGAAUAAUAAUUUGUUUCUUUGUAAAUUUCAGGUGUAAGUUCAAUGGUUCAAGCUAACUUAUUGAAUGGAGUUGUCAAAUGUUUUGUAUCCACCACAAUUGAUUCAAGAUAAUAUAAGCUAGAGAUUAAACCUUUAAACAAUAAGUAAGACAUUUAAAUAAGAAGAGAGAUCGAAAGACUAUUUUUCAAGGUCGAAUAUAAUCCAGUAAAUAACAAAAGCAAGUUGAGUUUAAAAGCAAGAGAAUCAUACGAAUCUUCUAUUGUCUAAAAAGUAAUCCAAUUAAAAGGCUGUAAAUAUAGAUAUUGUGAGGGAUUUAUUGAUAAGGAAUACUUUGAUUAGCAAGAGAAUUCUUAAUUUGUGUAUGCAUCAGUUGAAUUAGAGUCUAGUGAAAUAAAUCUCAAGAUUAAACGUAAAGGGAGAAGUAAUCUUGAAGUAUUGAGUAAAAUCGAGAAAGAUUACUGUGUUAGAUAUAAUCUAAACGAUAUGCCAGAGAUUUUAAACAUUCAUCAAAAGAAAAAAGACAUUAUACCUGAUCAAAAAUGGUUAAACAAAAUUAGAAAUCAUUAGAAUAUAUUUGACUAAACUAUUGAUUUCGAGAAAUUACAAUAGCAGACAUAAGAUAAGGACAAGUAGAUUCCUGGUAUUAAGCUAAAACGAAAAUUUACAGUGCAAGAAGAAAAAUCUAAGAAAUCUUCAUCUUCGUCUUCUCAAUCAGCUCCAUAAAGUUCAGAAAGUAAAAUACUAUCAUUUGAAGAAAAAAAGAGAGAGGAAUCGUAAGUGAUGAACUAUAGAGAAAUGGUAGAAUCCCCUGUGAGAAUUAAUAUAAUUGAGAGUUAAAACGUAAGUCCAAUCGUCGGAGAGGUUAAAAUUGAAGCUAGCCCAAGUUAGAUAAGAGAGGACGAGAGCGUGAGCCACCAAGAUAAUGAGAAUUUGUAUAUUAAAAAAGAAAAUAUGGAAGAAGCAAAUACAAUUGAAUUUGACUUUCAAAAGUUCAUUGAUACUGAAAUAAAAGAUAUCAAUAACAUAGACCAUGAGUUGCAAAGAUUUAAAUCAUAUAACUAUGAUAAGGAAUAGAUAAUAAAUGAAUUGAGAUUUAGAAACCAAAAGUCUUAGUCUCAGCAAAGAUAAUCUCCUUAGAUAGGUCUUACUUCAAGCCCUAUUAUUAGAAAACAAGGAACGAAAAACUCAAAUUCUAAAUAAGCUAACAACAGUAGCUAAUAAGUAGGAAGCAAGGUUAAUGACCAAAAUAAAAUAAAUGCUAUUGAUAUAACUCUAAAGAAUUAUGAAUUCCUAUAUCACUUCAAGUGGUUUAAGAAUAAUAAAGAAUACUUUGAUAUUUAUCAGAGAAGAAUUUAGGAAAUUGAAAAUAGCAAAAAGUAGGAAAUUGAGAAGGUAGAAAGAGAAAAGUAAGACUAGUAAGAUUAGCAUGAUCAAGAGAGGAUGGUAAUUUUAAGGUAAAACCUAGAAGUAUACAGAGAUUAUUUCAGGGGACCUGCUUAGGUAUUAUUACAGAAAUAGAAGAUAUUCCAUCAAGAAGAGUUUGUUCUAUCUGAGACUGAUAGAAUUAAAGUUUAUGUAUUUGAGUAGAAUUCAGAAUAAGAAGAACUGCUGUUCCUUAUAAAUAGAGUGAAUACUGAAGUAUAACAAUAAAAUACAGCAAGGCGAAGCAGCGCCAUCAAGAUAAACUCGAUUGAAAGUCUUGUAAUCUCAUAGCGUUUUCUUGAUUCACUUGAUUUGAAUUAGUAUAAUACAAUUUCAAAGGUCAAAGAUGGAAUUGAAGAAUUUUUGGGACCUUAAAGUAUAUUCAGAGAUAUAGUAAAGCAUCACAUUUUUGCACUUCUUAAUGAAAAUAAGCAAAUUUUCAAAACAUUCGAGCAAUAGCAGGUUCAUAAUAUGCUAUAACUGAAUCCAAUAAGAAAGAUGGAGAGUGAGCUUAAGAGCUCAUUCAAAACUUAUGACAAGACUAGUAGUGAUUAUGGAGAUACCUCAAUGAAUGAGAGUUACUCAAAGUACAUGAAAUGA